Messenger RNA from Penicillium concentricum, 480 nucleotides. RefSeq lists its product as uncharacterized. Bases 1 to 480 code for a protein of 159 amino acids. Lineage: Eukaryota; Fungi; Ascomycota; Eurotiomycetes; Eurotiales; Aspergillaceae. The transcript has a single exon. The record is from RefSeq and is a predicted model, not a curated record.
AUGGCAUCGCCUGGCAACAUCCGUUUUGAUCAUCUACAAGUGCCAGAUGGCUAUGACUGGACUAUUGAGGACUUGAACUAUUCCCAAUUCGUCCCUCUUGCCUAUCAAUUAUCUACCCCUAUACUGGCUGAGCCAUCUAUGGCAUCUGCGGGUCCUCUUCGAUAUACCCAUCCCAUACAGUAUCCCAUUGCAUCCGUUGCACCGGGUUUCCCCGUAUCUACUUCCUUACACUCGACUUGUUCCGACCUGUGUCGCUUCAAGCAGAAUGUUAUACACCAAUCUCCAAUCAACAAUGACUGUGCAGCUAUGGCCCCGGCGCCAGGCUAUCUCGACCCUAAUCACGGGGUCGCUUGCACCACUUUGCCGGUAUCUACUUGGUCUCCUCAAAAGGGAUCCCAGGUCAAGGCCACCAGCGAUAGCUAUACGAAGGGAAAGAGAGCUUAUGGUCGUAGCCGAGGAAGACAACAGAAGCAGGAGUGA